CCUAGAGAGAGCUUUGCAUAACCACAUUUAACUCAUGGCCCCGCCAGCACUGAUGGAACUUAGAUGCUUGUGAUUUAGUCUUCACUAAUAAGGAUUAAGCAACUACAUUCCAAAUAUAAUCGUGGCCAAGGAUACAUGAAUCUCCAAAGUGAAUAUUUACAGCAAGCAGAGGGAUUAUCACAGGGCCAAUGGUAGUCUGGUGGAAUUAAUCGUUAACAGCAAUAGAAGUCUUUUUUUGGCUUUGUUUCAUAGGAUGCUUUACCAUGUAGUCCCACUUUUUAAACAUAUGUAUAGAAAGGUUUAAAGAGCCUUAUGAGAAAGGGCAAUGCUUUGACCGAGGAUUUUAUACAUUCCUUCUAAAUCACAUGCUUCGUUGUCAUUUUACUGUUGCUUGUCACGUUGUAUGAUGCAGCGACAGGAGGUAAGUCACCUUUAAAAUAAAUUACUACUGUAAUUGCAACUGAUUCAUUUAUAUUAGAUACGUUUACCUGCUCAUGUUUAAUGAAUAUUGUUAUUGUUUUAAGGACAAAAAAAUAUCCAUAAACAAACUGACCUAACAUGCAAGAUCAGUUGUGUGAGAGAUGCAACUGACAGGUACAAUCACUAUACGAACGUCUGUGCUGCAAAACCGACAGACUAAUAGACAGAAUAUUAAAUGGACGAAUGAACGGACAGAUGGAAGGAUCGAUAGAUAGAUUAAUAGAUUGAUGUGCGGAAGGAUGGACGGACCGUUUGAUGGAUUUAAAAUAUAGCAGUAGAUUGUGCAUAUCUCUAAUUCGGAAUAUAACAAUUGUUCCAAAAUCUAGGCUGUAACAGAAGUAUCAUAUUUUUUCUGCUAUUUUGGCCCAAAAUGUGCCAUAUUCUUGUCAACUUUCCACAAUUCACUGUUUAAUAAAUAAUGAAUUGUGUAUUUGCAUAAAUAAUAUCAUUGUGAAUAUAUGUGUACUAUUGUUUAAUGUCUGUGUGUGAGUAUAAAAUCUGAAGUGGGGUAUGUGUACGUGAAUGUAUCUGCGUGUAGUGUGAGUGAAUGCUGGAUUGUAUUUUUAUUGACGUUGUGGCAGGCUUAUGCAAUGUAUGAUCAUAUAAUGUAACUAAAUCCCCAUAAUUAUUUUUGCCUAGAUUAGGUGUUUUUAAUAAAACUUACAAAAUCCGCACCAACAUAGCUGUUUCGUAGAUAGGGAGUGUGCUGGAUUUUCAUUUUUUACGGAUUGUAUUUUUAUAUCAUUUAAGGUUUUAUUAAUGGGCAUAUUUGUUUUUGCGCAAUGUCAGUGUAAUGAAAAAAAAUAUAUAUGUGUUUCUAUUGCCAGUUUCUAGUGUCCAGGGGUCUAUUUUAUGUAGAGUCCAUGUGCAAAUGAGGAGUACAAAUUCUGAGUAGAAAAAGUGAUAGUGAAUGCAAUCUUUUCUUGUAGAUAAUUCAAGAGUGUGAAAAUGGAGAAAUAUGUUUGUGUGCCAGUGUGGUAUAAUGCAGUAUUUUGUUUUUGCAUGCUGUGUGUGAGAAUGCAGGUGUGUAGUUGUGCAAUGUUAUAGCAGAUAUUUACAUGGAGUCCCAGGGAAGAGACACUACUCAGUCCAGUGUGUGUCUGCUUCAUUCCCCCUCUCACUACAGUUUUUGUUUUGUUUAAUCUCCUCUCCAGUUUGUUUCUGGCCUAAUCUCUCUCACUCCACUGUUCCCCAAAGUUUGAAUCUGCAGACGUGCCAACUUAGGCAGACGUUAUAUUGGGAAAGGGAGAGAGGCUGCGUGCCUGGUUGGUGGGAAUUACCAUGACACAAUUAGCACCAUGGCCAAUGUGCCUACUAACCAAGAGGGCAAGUUAUCCUGGCAUGCGUGUACACCAGGGUGGCAGGCUGCACAGCAGAGCAGUCAAUAAAGGCUGUCCACAGGAUAAACGCUGAUGAAGCAUUCAUGUAUGGGUUUAAAUGCCCUGAAUUACAUUACAAGUACAGUGUAAGCUCAGAUAAUCCAGCAUUUGCACUGAAAUUUAUUUAAGUUCUCCGAGCACCAGGUGACAAGGCCAGUCUGUUGUAUAACCAGAAUUACUUAGGGAAAAGCAUGCAUCACAUGGAGCUUAGGUUCAAUUCCCAGACUUGUUGAACUGAGGUUCAAUUCCUGGACACCUAACAAUAUAUAUCUACCUUCCAUAGAUUUAAAGCUUGUUUGAACUGCACCUUCCACACUUAUUUCUCUAAUUGUAAAGUGCUUCCAAAUAUGUCGGCUCUAUGUAAUUAAUAAUAACCACCCCAUAAUCUCAGUCUGCACCAAUAUCCCUCUCUCCAUCCACAGUGUGUAACUGCCCCAGCCUCUUUACCCAUUGUUUGUGUCGGAUGCUACUUUGUACCCACAUAAUUGUAGCAUGGCCAAACUUUUGUUAACGAAUAAAUGGCUACUCUUUCCCAGCUAACUCUUUCAUCACUGUAGUGGUAUGUGAUAGCAUGGUGCUCUGUGUGUAGGGACAGGGGAAUAUCUCGUGCUCUCUAUCACAUUAGGUUGCUGAAAGACAGAUGCUUUCCUAUGGGAAGCUUGAAUGGGCACGAAGCGCAUGCGCAUUAGGUCCACCAUGCUCCGCUACAAGGAGGAGAGCUAAGCAACAACAAAGGAGCCUCUUCUUGCAUUGGAAAAAGGUAAGUAAGUUCUUUAUUUUCACAUUUUUUAUUAGAAAUGGGGGUGCGGGAAAACUUGUAUAGAUAUAGGGAAAGGGACUCUAUAGCUUUCCUUUAAUGAGCUUUCCUUAAUUCCGUGGAGCUGAACUUUCAAACCUUGAAGAUAUAUUACUGUCUUUCAACAACAUUUCUUUAAUGAACUUGCUUGGCUGAAUUGUUCAGGUUUUUUUCUGUUCUGUUUUCAGGAAGCUCAAGAAGAGGACCUGUUUGACAGAUUCAAGGAGGUAACAGGAUCUAUAGUGCAAGAAACAAAACACAUUAAACACAAAAUAUAUACUGUUACAUAGACACUAAAAACAUUUUAUAUUACACCAUGUAUGAAGCAAUGAUCAUCAUCUUGAACUAUUAUUCGCAGCACAAUAAGCCACUGAUUGGUGCUGAUUGUAGUUGCUGUCAUACACUAGUUAAAAUGUAUCAUGUUACUAAGAUGUUACAUGAGAACAUUUUAGCUUUCCUUUUUUUUCUGUUUAUUUUUUUUUUAGUUUUUGUAACUGAAUCUCAAUUGUUACAUUAAAGACUUUCUUUCAUAGAAAAAAGAAAAAAAAUUCACAAUAAUACCCAUUUCGGCCAUAAUAAUCAAUACCUGCAUACAGUGUAACAUCUAUACAUUUGUUAUCCAUUUUGAAAUAUAAUUUAAUUUUUUUUAAAAAAGAACAUAAACAAACAUAAAGCCAAACAAAAAAAAAGAUGAAAGAGAAACAAAGGAAAAAUACUAUAAUUACGUGAGAUUUUCUAAAUACAAUUUCAUGAGAUGUUCUAGGUACAAUCGGAGUCUCCUAAUCUGUAUCGGUACAGUGCUCCACCAAUGUUUAUUCUUGCCAUUGUCCCCAUGCUUUGGUAAAUUUGCCCAUCGCACCCAUAAUAGUAUGUGCCAUUUCCUCAUAUUUUUUUGUACGGUUUAUUUUUUCUGUAACUAACCUAAUAUCAGGUCGAGCUGAGGAUUUCCACAGUCUUGCUAAGCAUAUCUUUGCUGCCAGUGAGAUGUGCACAGCUAAUGUAGCAGCAUGUUUCGAGAAGGUUGUGGCAACACGUGAAACAAAUAAAUCUCUGGACAGAGGGGAAGUGACAAAGUCGUAGAGCGUUCGAUAAGCUCCUAUACCUGCAGCCAAGAGUUUUUAAAAUGAAACAAUGCCAAAACAUCUGAAUUAAAGUGUCUGUCUCCCCGCCACAUCGCCAGCACAUGGGGGUAACCCCAGGAUAUACGUGGGCAAGGCAUUGAGGUGUGAGAUACCACCUCAUCCACAACUUAUAAGAUGAUUCUAUGUGGUCUAAGCAAUGGGCGGCCCUUUGCAUCCCCGUCAUUGCCGCAUACCAUCUACUUAGUUCUAACUCACGUUCAAGUUCUUUUUCCCAUUUUACUAUAUGUCCCAAUUUCACAGGUCGGUAAAUUUUCAGUAACCUUUUGUAGCAUAAGGACAGAGACUUUGUUAAGGCUCCUACUCCUAGACCUAAUUUAUCAAUAUCCUGCAGUUUGUUUAAACUUCUCUAAAAUAUGUUUUUUACAAAGGUAUGUGAACAAUUCUUUGUUUGGUAAUGCAAAAGUAGUCUGUAAAUCUGAAAACUGACAAAUCCAUCCUUCCCCAGUAUCUGUAUUACUCUUUUUAUACCCUUCUGACUCCAAUUCGCUAGACAGGUCACCUGUGCAGUAUUGCAAGCUCUGCAUAGUGGCAUAUAUGCCUAUCGGUAGUGAUACCAGUUUUGGAACCCAUUUGUGCAAUAAUAAUAAAGACCGUUUUGUUGUAGCCAACAUUAUGAUAUUACAUGGAUACUGUUAUGAUGGGACCCAGAGUAGGUCUGUUAUUAAAUGUGGGGCACUUAUUGCUUAUUCUAAUACAUACCAUUGGGGGGAGAAGAUGUGGUGCCUGCUCUGGCUGUCUGCGACAGAAUAGAUGCCACAUAAUACUUUGCCACAUAUGGAACACUCAAGCUUCCUUUCUUCAUGGCAAUACAGGUACUUGUCAGAGAGAACAUGUGAUUGUUGCUGAUUUUAGCUGCUGUUAUACACUAGCUAAAAUCUAUCAUGUUAUCAAGAUGUUACAUGAGAAAAUUUUAACUUUCAAAUUUAUUCAUUUCAGAUUUUGACAAUUAACCCAGCAUUAAUUGGUUCGUUGACCUCCAUUGCCUUCAUAAUUAUCUGUUGGGUCAUCAGAGACAGCCUCAAAGUCAAAGAUGUUUGUGAAAAACAUGUUUUCAUCACAGGUUGUGAUACAGGAUUUGGCAACUUGUUGGCACAAAGACUUUACAGAAAAGGGUUUAUUGUAAUUGCUGCCUGUCUAACUGAAAAGGGAAGCCAGGAAUUAAAAGCCUGCACUUCGUCAUCACUGCGAACUGUCAUCCUGAAUGUAACAAACCCCAGGAGUAUUGAUAAUGCUGUAGCUUACGUGGCCACAGAAACCGGUAACAAAGGUACUUAUUUUUGGAGGGUGUUAAUAAUUACAAAUAACUGAAAUUAAAAGAGCUUGAACUUUUUAUUUUAUUUUAUUAAUUUGCUUCUCUCGGAUAGAGUUGAUGUAGUUCCUUCUGCUUUUAGCUUGAAUCAAUCAACCUGCCUUGUCUGGAUUUUACUCCAAUAUUAUGAAUAAUUCAGAAUAAUCCAGCUGUUAUUUGGAUAACAGAGUUAUUGUGCAAAAUAGCUUACUUGCAAUAGGCAACAUUUACCUGAAUAAAGUUAGGUUCAGGUGUUAAAUAACAAGCACUCUAUACAUAAUUAUAUAUAAAUUUAUUGAGAUACUAAAGAAGUAACAGAAUGCCUCUCAGAGCAAUAUUAUGUCUAAUAAUCGUUAUACUAGGCGGUAAGUAUCUUAACGAACUAAUCAGAGAGAUAUUAUGAUCAAUGCUACAUAGAACCAGCUGCAUAAAAGGUAUGUAGAUGAUGUUGCUGUUGAUAAAGUAUCUGUUUAGAUACAAAAUGUCCAUCCCAUUCAGGCAUGUUGUAAUAUCCUUUUUUGUCUCUUCUUUUCCCAAUAAAUCUAGUCAAAUUUUUUUUGUAAUUUUGUCUUGCUGAUCUGCCACAUAUUUUUAUGUCUUGAUAUUAUUUGUGAGUGGCAAAGAGAAGAUUCUUUUUUCAUUACAACUCCUGCUAUUGCUCCCCUCUUUGCUGUGCUUAGAUUUAAAAUGUUGAUUAUUUUUGCCUUGAGUUGAUGGAGUUUAUCCGUGUGAGCAAGAGGGAAGUAAUGUAUCAAAUAUUUGUUAAAUAUAAGAUGUACAUACCUGUGAUCAUUGAAAUUCACUCUCUCCUGAUAAAAGGGAGCAAGGUGGUAAUCCAAAAAGGGUAGGUGAAUCAUUUAAUAACAAAAAAACAAACAAACAGAAAAGACUAAGUGGAGAUAAAACUGUGUCAACUUGGGGAUGAACAGCACUUUUUUAUUGGGGUCCUUAGGUUUGCACGCAAAUUUAAUGCAUAUACGUUUCUUUUAAAUAGGAUUAUUUGGAUUGGUCAACAAUGCUGGGAGAGCCAUUCCUAUUGGACCAACUGACUGGAUGGAUAUUGAAGACUUUCAUAGAGUUCUUGAUGUCAACCUGAUUGGACUUAUUGAAGUUACCUUGAAAUUCCUGCCACUCAUAAAAAAGGCCAGAGGAAGGAUAGUUAACGUAGCCAGUGUUAUGGGAAGACUUGCAUUUGGAGGUGGUGGCUACUGUUUAUCUAAAUGUGGGGUGGAAUCUUUUUCGGACAGCUUAAGGUAAGUAAUCAGAACAUCAAAGACAUUAAUUAGCAAAACUUCUUCUGCUUAGUGCUAGGGAUCUUUUUUUUCUUAAAUAUCUCUUAUUUUAGUGGCCCACGUACAGGACUUAAAGUGUAAUGAGAUCAUCUGUUUCAAGUGAAUAUUUCCAAUAAAUCCAUGUAUAGUGUGUUGUAUUUAUAGUUUCUUAUUGUGGUGAACAAGAUCUCUUUAUUUUAGUCCGCUUUCACAAAUUAAAUUAGCAAGAGUGCACACCCAAAAAAAUCUAUGAGGCAGACCCUCCAACAUUCCAGUGUGAAAUUCUAAAAAUACAUAUUAAAUAAUGUCUUAUACAAUCACAUAACCCGAAGAGUGUUAAAAUAUAAAGAGGCCAAAUGGUUUAAUAUUUUUUGUUCCAUUUUAGGAGAGACAUGCAGUAUUUUGGCGUGAAAGUUAGCAUUAUCGAACCUGGUUUCUUUAAGACUGGAGUAACUAGCCUGGAAAUUAUUGAGAAGGAUUUAAACCGACUUUGGAACCGAUUAACACCUGAAGUCAAACAUUUAUAUGGAGAGAAGUAUUUUGAAAAAUGUAAGAAUUCCUAACCAUGGCUCGCUUCCUUUUAAAUGCAGAUGGAUGGAUUGAUAGAUGGAUGGAUAGACAGUGUAUCAAAUAAAGAAAAGUUGCUAGAAAAAAAAAUGAAUUUUCAUUCUUACAUUGAAAAACUGGAGUGAAAAUUCCUCAGAUUAUCACAGCUGAUUUAAAUUUUCCUUUUGAGUGAACAGGCAUCCCAGCAUGUUAAAAUAAGUAUUUUGUUUUUUGGGUUGUUCCAGUUAUCCACACUAAGAAUUCACUUAUUUUAAAUCUGCUGGUAUGUGAUUCUAUACAUUGUGCUAGCAGGCAAGUGACUAAAUAAAAUAUGGAAUACUAGGUAUUGGAAAAAGAUAUUUAGCUCCUAUCAGAUUCCAGCACUUGCCUCGGGAUAGCAGCAAUGAAGUUUGUUAAGAUACAAACCUUGCCAAUGUAUCUAUCUGUUUUUGGAGAGGACUAUUUUUUAGUAAAGGGUGAAUUAUGAUUUUUAACAACCCACCUCCAACAUUUCUAACUGAUGUGCAACUAAGUGUAACUUACUGAUUUGACCAACCAAAUUGCACACAAUUCCAUAUCAUCCAGUUACGGUUUAUUCAGUCCUCAACAAUGAUAAUUAAUGUAUAAACAUUUGGGUCACGUACUGAAACAGUAUUUUAUUGUUCAGAUUUGGGGACUUGAAUUUAGAGUUUGGCUCUUCAAUUCAUUAAAUGUUUCACACCCAACAGUGGAAUCACUUUAUAACAGUAAAAUGAAAUUUAGCCCAUCAAGUUUACUUUAAGUGUUCCACACCCAGUAUAAAAUGAAUGUACCUCUGCAAUGGGGCAGUAAAUACAUACCUCCUAGCUUUGGUGCAGAGAUAAAUGGGACAGGGGUCUUCCAAAGUUGUGUCGCAAGCUAUGUAACUUGCAUCACUGGUGAAAGAAGGAGUAUUCACCAACUGAAAAGGUGCAUUAGUUUUGCGUCAAGAAUGCCAGGCUCAAAGACAAUCUUUCAGCCAGCACUCUAUAUAGAGGACCAUGCAGGGAACUCUUCUUGCAUGCUCCUAGUGCCUGCUGCACGGAGAGAGCAUGUCUACUGAUACACUCGCGCUGUGCUACCUGAGGACUCUUCACUGGUUUGCUCGGAUGCAGAACAACAGGGAACAAAAUUGGGAUGGCUGGACAAAGCUCCAAAAUCAGGGCUGACUGUAGGGAGGCAUGUGAUACCUCCCCCACAUAUACACUACAGAUCUAUAUUUUGGUAAAAAUUUUUGGUUUCAUUCUAUAGCCAGGGAUGGGAACGAGGGAGGUUUAGGUGUGCUACGAUUGCGGAACUAAUAUUAUUUGCUAGCAUUAAUAACAGCUUGAAGAGUCCUAUAUAGGAAAUCUGCUUUGUGUACCCGAAGCAGUAUAAUUAAUUUACAAGGUUUAUUCCUAAAAAAUGCUGUCAGGUCCUUACAAACAACCAUUCGCAGUUAUUUCAUCAUCCUAUUUAUCUAUUUUUUAUCAUACCAAGUGUAUUGAUAUUAAUUUAUAUGUUGCAACGUGCAUAUCUGAUUCUAUGUUAUUAUUAUUAUUCUACACUUUAGUAUAAUUCUAGUAUGAAAUAUUGUGAGUUCCAUAUUAAUUUGCCCCUUCCCCCCCAUAAAUCUGUAAAUUAUGCAUGAAUAUUUAGCAAUUAAUAUUGUGUAAAUUUACGGAAUUUAAAUGUUUAGCAACCCCGACCUGCAAUCUAUAUACAGAAUUGCCAUUUUAAUCUAUAUUUAUAUGCUAGCUAUGCAUCCCAUGUUUGAAAUAAAUUCUGCACUCAUAUUUUUUUUUAAAAAACUCACUAAAUGUUCUUGAGCCUCAGUGAGCCAAUAUUAAAGGAACACUAUAGCAUAGGAAAUACAAAACUGUACUCCUAACACUAUAGUGCCCCUCUUCCAAAAACGUAUCACCAGUAGGGAUGGGCAUGGGCAAAAAAUAUGGUUCAGCUCGGCACUUCCGAAAGUCGGGACUUUGGCAAUUCAGCACUUCUGCACUUCGGUUUGAUUUUGCACUUCCGAAAUUUGGGACUUCGGCCAUUCGGCACUUUGGUUCGGUACUUCUGAAAUUUGAGUCUUUUUCAAUUCCCUAACCCUACCCCUACCUUCCUCAGGGACUACCAACAGUCCAGAUUUUGUCAGGUUUUGUUAAGGAAAGGGAGAGUUAGGGUUAGGGGAAGGUUGGGGCAAGGGUUACGAAUGUCCGAAUUGACGAAAUUCAUCUCAAUUUUAAUUUAGACCGAAAUGAAUUGCACAUGUCUAAUUGUCAGCCCCCUAUUUUAAAAGGUUUUAAAGGCCCUUUAAACACUUACUUCUUUCCUGUGUUGAGGUCCCUCAGCACAGGCUCUGUCUUCUCCUGAGGACAUCCAGCAUCGUUUUACAGAGUUAAACUCUUUGAAAAGCCAGGAAGCUCCUAUAGUGGCUGUCUAGGAGACAUUACAAGAGGCUGUCUUAACUCUGCAAAAUAAACAUUUUCUGAAAACUGUAAUGUUUUACCUUGCAAGGUUAAGGGGACAGGGGUACUGCAUGAAGACCACUUCAAAGUAGUCUGGGUGCCUAUAGUGUCUCUUUAACUGAUUAAGCUUAGCCCAGUUUACAGCUGCAUAGUUAGCUUCUCUUAAAAGGUUAACAGUGUUCCAAUUAUCUUAACAUUUUCUUAUUGUGUACAAAACCAACUGUAGUUCAGUCUAACCUUAGACAAGUUAACAUGUAAUUCACUUUUCUUCUAGAUCUGAAAGUCCAGAGGCUAUCAAUGAACACAUUUUGUGAUUCUGACAUUUCUAAAGUGACGAACUGCAUGGAACACGCCUUGACAGCAAGAUAUCCCAGAACACGAUAUGGAGCUGGAUGGGACGCCAAAUUUUUUUGGUUGCCAUUGUCCUAUGCACCAGCCAUUCUUGCUGAUGUAAUGUUAAAACUGAUAUUACCACGGCCACUAGGUUACAAAAGAGUUCUGUCUAAAAACCAGGUUGAUGUAUAAAAGAUUGCAACUUUUUGUUAUAUUUAUGUACAAAUGGUAUUUUGUUUGCGAAGAACAUGUGACUGAUAUUGACUUAUAUGUUGCAUCAAACACUUUUCCUACAUCCAUUCCUGCACCCAUUUUUUUUUUUUUAUUUCUACCUUGAUAAAAUGUGGAAACAUAUUAUAUUGCCAUUUAUAACUGAGUGCAUUCUUAUUUUGUAUUUAUUUUGAAAGAACCAAUCCGUAAUACAACUUUGCACAGUGAAAAAAACUAAUAACUUAUGAUUUUUUUAAUGUGUGGUCUUGUCUGUACAAUUGUAAUUUUCAGAGUUAUUAAUGUAUUCAUAGCUAUUCGUACAGAGCACCUUUUUUUUUUUAAUUUAGCCAUCCAAAAUCCUAUUAUUUGAAUAAAAGGGGAUUUUGGAAAGGGUCAUAACAGUUCUGACCCUCUCUAGUCAUGAUCAGUGGAGGCUAAUCCAUAGGUCCACUUGGGGCAGUGCCGCACCAGUUUUGGCAAAAGGGGAAUAUGUGAUAAAUAACGGGGUAAUAAAAACACAAAAGAGCGAUAGAGACAUAAAAUUCAUGAUAACUCUGAAAAGGGGGAGAAAAUUAAAAAAUAUAACACAAAAUGGGGUAAGAUACAAAAAAGGGGGUUAAAGAAAUACAUGCCUACACAAGCGAAGAUAUAUUCAAAUAUAAAAAAUGUAUCAAUAUAUGAAAACAUAUGAAAAAAAAAUCAAAUAUUAAAUAAUUUUUUAUCCAAAAAUAUGAAAACUAUUUGAACGGCUUAUCCAAAAAUAUUAAAUUGAGGCCAAUGUGUUUUCUCCCUGUAUUUUAUUCAGCUCUACCUGUUGUAUGGAUAUCUCAGUAGCCUGCUCAGCUCUGUGCAUUGUAUGGGUAUCUUUGUGUUGUACCCAGUUCUGUGUAUUGUACAUGUUUUAUGAUUAGCUCCAUGCAUUGCAGAGAGACUGCACCUGUAGAGCCCUAGUACUAUAACAACAAUAUGUUGUAAUGGUUAUGGUCCGAAUCGUGUUUCAGAGUUUUACCAGCACUACUAUGGAGAUAGAUUGCCUGAUGCAGUAGUUAUGGUGUUUGGAGUAUUUCUUCAACUAGAUACACUCAGAAAAAUAUCAAUCAUGCAACAUCUUACUCAUUUGUUUGUAGCCACAUAGUAUAUAGUGUAUUUUUUUGUGAACACCUUUAUUAAAGGUGAACUCAGGUCCUCCUGCUAUUUAAUUAUAUAAACUGCUCUAAUGAUUCUGUAAUCAUUAAUAAUAACAAUAAUAAAUAAUGAUAAUCAUGCUCAACAUUCUGAGUUUGUUAGCUGCAACAGUGAUGCUUAUUCAUAGAAAAAUCGUGAUAUCAUGAAACAGCUUUUUGGUAU
This is a messenger RNA of Pelobates cultripes (western spadefoot toad), 11254 nucleotides long. The record is from the annotation of a GenBank genome assembly. NCBI's taxonomy places the organism in Eukaryota, Metazoa, Chordata, Amphibia, Anura, Pelobatidae.